Molecule: messenger RNA, 3131 nt
Organism: Zonotrichia leucophrys gambelii
Lineage: Eukaryota; Metazoa; Chordata; Aves; Passeriformes; Passerellidae
Gene: TASP1
Product: taspase 1
Exons: 14
Coding region: 481-1740 (419 amino acids)
Biological process (GO): protein maturation
Cellular component (GO): cytoplasm
Molecular function (GO): beta-aspartyl-peptidase activity; threonine-type endopeptidase activity; asparaginase activity
Source: RefSeq, a predicted model, not a curated record
AUUAAAAAAAAGUUAAUCUAUUUUUUCUUUUCCUGCUGCAAAUUAGUGGGGAAUUAAAAGGAGAUGGGAUGAAACAGUAUAGAAGACUAGGAGUUCAUUAUAGGAUCUUAAACUUGUGUUCCCUGCAUAGAAAGGAAAAAGUGUGGUGGUUUCAAGGUUAGUCAUGUGCCAGUUAGAUGUGGUGGCUGGAGAAAUUAGUUGUAUUGUUGGAGAACAGGCCACCAUGGAAAACAAAACUUAUAUUAGCAGUUCCUUCCAGUGUCUGGCAAGAUCAUUAGGUUCAAGUUAUGUUGGAGUGAAAGGGCUGCUUUCAGCUGGCAGCAUGAACUUUGAUUAUUUCAGGUCUCAUUAAUGCUGUUGCCUAGGGAAGAGGCAGAACUUGGAAACCCUGCUUUGGAGAGGAUGAUUUCUCUCCAGAGUUUAUUUUUGAAUGGAAGUGUGCUCCUUCCCAGUAGAAGAUGGUGAUCCCAAUGUGUGACCAUGGAGAAGGGGAUAAGUUCAGUAGAAGUGUUACCUUCCAAAUCAUCUCAGGUUACAGCUGUAAAAGUGGUGGUCAAAGAGCCCGAAACAAAGCAAGCCCAAAGAGGGAAACGAGUGGGAUUUGUGCUUGUCCAUGCAGGUGCAGGUUAUCAUUCUGAAUCCAAAGCUAAAGAGUACAAGCAUGUGUGCAAAAGAGCCUGCCAGAAGGCAAUUGAAAAGCUACAGGCUGGUGCUCUUGCAACAGAUGCAGUGACUGCAGCACUUAUAGAAUUAGAGGAUUCUCCUUUUACAAAUGCAGGAUUGGGAUCUAACUUAAACCUUCUGGGUGAGAUAGAAUGUGAUGCCAGUAUAAUGGAUGGAAAGUCAUUGAAUUUUGGAGCUGUUGGAGCACUGAGUGGAAUCAAGAAUCCAGUUUCGGUUGCAAAUAGAUUGUUGUGUGAAGGGCAGAAGGGGAAACUCUCUGCUGGCAGAAUUCCACCUUGCUUUUUAGUUGGUGAAGGAGCUUACAGAUGGGCAGUUGAUCACGGGAUACCAGCAUGUCCUCCAGGUAUCAUGGCUACAAGGUUUAGUUUAGCAGCUUUUAAGAGGAACAAGAGGAAGCUGGAGUUGGCCGAAAAGGUGGAAACAGAUCUCAUUCAACUAAAGAAAAGAAGACAAUCAAAUGAAAAGGAGAAUGACUCAGGAACCUUGGAUACAGUUGGUGCAGUUGUUGUUGACCAAGAAGGAAAUGUGGCUGCUGCUGUCUCCAGUGGAGGUUUAGCACUGAAGCAUCCUGGAAGAGUUGGUCAGGCAGCUCUUUAUGGUUGUGGCUGCUGGGCUGAAAAUACAGGAGCUCAUAACCCUUAUUCCACUGCUGUGAGUACUUCAGGUUGUGGAGAGCACCUUGUGAGGACCAUACUGGCCAGAGAAUGUUCAUGUGCUUUGCAAACAGAGGAUGCCCACCAAGCUCUCCUAGAGACUAUGCAAAACAAGUUUAUUGGUUCACCUUUCCUAGCCAAUGAGGAUGGUGUGCUCGGAGGUGUGAUCGUUCUCCGCUCCUGCCGGUGUUCAGCAGAGCCUGAAUCCUCACAGGAAAAGCCAACUUUACUAGUGGAAUUUCUGUGGAGCCAUACAACAGAGAGCAUGUGUGUUGGAUACAUGUCUGCACAGGAUGGCAAAGCUAAGACUCACAUUUCAAGACUUCCUCCUGGAGCUGUGGCAGGACAGUCCGUGGCAAUAGAAGGAGGGGUUUGCAGGCUGGAGAGUCCAGAAAGCAGCUGAUUCUUCACUUCAUUGCAGAGAAUGUGAAUGACUCUUUGUACAAUAAGGGGGUUUUUUAUGUUUUAACAGAUGUUGGAAAUUCUGCUUUUGUUUUAUACUCCGUAUUGCAACCAUGUGCACCACAACUUGAGACAAGUGCUGCUGUAGUUUAUGUUCUCACUCUGUGAAUGGGGGUUGUGUGCAUGUUCAUUUUGUCCCACGAAUAAAAUAGGAACACUCCCCAGUUGUGCAAAGAUCAUGUAUAAUUAAUGAUUGCAUUUUCAUUUUUCUGUGUUGAAAGAUAACCAAAAGUUAAGAAAAAAAUAAUUUAAAGUUAUGGUCACAAUUGUCAUUCAUAUUCUAAAUUUAAAAGUAACAGGCCUUUGAAGUGGCUUUAUAAUUAUGCAAAAAAUUAUUAUGGUUUUUAAGUUGCUUAGUGGUUUAAGGAAAUCCAGAGGUGAUUUAAACAUGAGUUGGCUUUUUCCUCUCCAGUAAGGAGGAUCCUUUUUUUGUUCAAAGAAUGGUUUCAGUGAAACAAACUAGAGCAAAAUUAAGGCUCAAAUUUUUUUUUAAUAGUCUUAUAGGUCAUAUCUGUGUUCCCAAACCAAGAUGUUAAUAGCUCCAAGCUGUAUGUAUUGCAAAAAGCUAUAUGAAGAUAAUGUAUCAUUCUGUAGUCUUUAUGUAUAAUGGAAUAUUACAGUGUAAAUAAGAAAACAAAGUUUAUGGAAAGAUUCAAUAUUAUUCUUCACUUCUGCUUUAAAUCUAUUUUUAAGAGAGGUACAGAAAUGAACAUAUUACUGGAUGGGAAGUGCAAUGUGUAUCAAGUGGCUGGUGGGAGGUCUGAUACUGAGCUUUGGUGUUGGUAAAGCAACUUCCUGGUGUCCAGCCGCAGCAUGGGUAUUUAUAACUGUGUGUAAUAUGUAUGUACUGUGCAGAAAUUUACUGUAACUCUUUUGAUACCUUGAACAAACCUGCAGUGUAAAACAGUGUACUCCUUGUCUGCCUCGUGAAGCAUUGGCAGCUGAACUGUCAUUUGUCACCAGUUUGGCUAUGUGAGCCAGGUUGCCCAAGUCCUAAAAGCGAGUUCUGACGUGAAACCUUCCACUCAGUCCUUUUUCCUUCACAGCACUGGCAGCAAUAGAAGACUUUUGUAAUUGAUUCAUUGUCCUGAUAAGUAUGCCAAAGAGAAACUAAAAUAGUUCAUCCUUUUCCCUGGUGGAUAUUUGAUAAUUCUGUUUUCAGAAAUAGUGGAUGAAUAGAUAUUCAGACUGUAUUUGCUUAAUCAGGCAUUGUACUUGCCUGUUUUGUAAUAUUGUGCCUGCCUAUAACAGACAUACUUGACUGAUGAAAUGGUUAUAUUGAUUGUAGUACCAAUCUUUCAUGGAAAAGAAUAAAAUUUUUUAAUGGCCUCA